This is a messenger RNA of Camellia sinensis, 1053 nucleotides long. Lineage: Eukaryota; Viridiplantae; Streptophyta; Magnoliopsida; Ericales; Theaceae. The record is from RefSeq and is a predicted model, not a curated record.
AUGGAUGAAAAUAAUUCCAAUGACAAUGAGAACACCAAAAUGUGGACGCCCAGAAUUGAAACAAAAUUAAUAAAUAUGUUGAGAGAUGAUGUUAGAAGCAAUCAAACAACGGGUCGUACUACUUCGUGGACAAUUAGGCAUUGGAAUCAUUAUGCAAAUCAGUUGCACAACAUAUAUGGAUUUCGGUAUACAGGUGUCAAGGCUAGUAGAAGUGUGAAGAAGUUUAGGACAAAAGGGUUUGAAUAUUUUCAAGAAAUGGCAGAAAUUAUUGAAAAUUGUUGUGCCACAUGGGCCCUGUCUCAUGCAUCUACACAAAGACCCCUUGACUCAGAAGAAGAAGAUAACAUGUUAAAUAAAUUUUGGAACGCUGAUGUUGGUGGGAGUAACGCUGGUGGGAGUAAUGCUGCUGAGGCCAUUCUUGUUGAUUUAUUCGGGGAUGAGUAUAUGGAUCCAGCAAAGGGAAAAAGUCACAAGAGGGGCCCUGCAACCAGCCAGACUGACAAUGGUCGUUCCAAAAAGUCACGGUCAAAUGGGUUUGAUGAUGUGUGCGCAGCUUUCACAUCGUAUAUACAAGCCAAAACAGGACAUUCACGUGCACGAGAAAAUGAGACUGAGGCUGUAAGUGCAGGUGGUGAUAAUUAUUCCCUUGAUGCAUGUCAAGAUGCAUUGCUUGAGCUUGGGGACAUACCACCGUUGCAGUACGUUAGGGCACUAGCACUGUUCAAGGAUAAGGAAUGGCGAAGACAAAGACAUAUGUCAUCCGACAGAGAAAACAAUACAAUGGAGCUCUCAUCAGAGGAAGAUGAGGAUUGUGUCAGUGCUAUCGAUGGCACAUUGGUGGAUGCAUGGGUCCCUGCUUCAAGACAAAAUACAUUUUGCGGUCGGAAAGCAACGGUAUCGCAAAAUGUACUCGUAGCUUGCGACUUCGAUAUGUUGUUCACAUUUAUUAAUUCUGGAUGGGAAGGUAGCGCUCACGACAACGCUAUUCUGGUUGACUCUAUUACACGAGCUGAUCUACAGUUCCCACACCCACCUAAUGGUGACUGUCCCUGA